Messenger RNA from Sorghum bicolor (sorghum), 357 nucleotides. RefSeq lists its product as uncharacterized. The transcript has a single exon. Gene Ontology annotation, molecular function: nucleic acid binding; RNA-DNA hybrid ribonuclease activity. The record is from RefSeq and is a predicted model, not a curated record. The coding region runs from base 1 to 357 and encodes 118 amino acids. NCBI's taxonomy places the organism in Eukaryota, Viridiplantae, Streptophyta, Magnoliopsida, Poales, Poaceae.
AUGAAAGAGUCCAGCUGCCACGACCCCAAGAUGGACGCAUACUGCAAAGCAGUCCGGCGCCUAGAGGAAAAAUUUGACGGCCUCGAGCUUAACCACGUGUUAAGGAAAUACAAUGAGGCCGCCGAUGCACUCGCCAAAAUGGCGUCCGAGCGGGCCACGAUCCCCUCGGAUGUCUUUGUCAGCGACCUCUAUAAGCCUUCCGUCGACUACAAAGACGAUGGGGGCUCAGAUCAACCCCCAGGCGACUCGGGCCCCGACCCCAAGACCACCACGGUUCAGGAGCAGGAGGCCAUGGACAUCGAGACCGAACCCCCUGCACCAGACGACUCGCCAGACUGGCGCUACCCCUUGCUGUAA